Messenger RNA from Onychomys torridus (southern grasshopper mouse), 4636 nucleotides. It is a transcript of the gene Reep1, whose product is annotated as receptor accessory protein 1. The record is from RefSeq and is a predicted model, not a curated record. The transcript has 9 exons. NCBI's taxonomy places the organism in Eukaryota, Metazoa, Chordata, Mammalia, Rodentia, Cricetidae. Gene Ontology annotation, biological process: endoplasmic reticulum tubular network organization. Gene Ontology annotation, molecular function: microtubule binding. Bases 337 to 1191 code for a protein of 284 amino acids. Gene Ontology annotation, cellular component: endoplasmic reticulum tubular network; cytoplasmic microtubule; endoplasmic reticulum membrane.
CCUGCAAGGCAAGGUUCCAUGCCACCGCGGGUGGAGGAGGACCCGCCCUGGCUGCAGCCCUCGGGCUGGGACGAUCGGAGCAGGGGCGGGUCGCGCGGGUGCCCUCACCGCUAGCCGCCCAAUCGCCAGCGGCCCGCCGAGCCCCGGGGGGCUGGGGCAGCGGGCGGAUCGUGCCGCGGCUGCGCCGACGCGCGAGCGCGGGGCCGGGCCGGGCGGGCGGGCGCACUCAGUCUGGCGGCGGCGGCAGUGCGCGGACAGACAGACGUGUCGGGAGCGCAGCAGUGCCCGCAGCCCAGCAGCCCGGGCCGCGCCCGUCGGCCCGCCCGCCUGCCCGCCAUGGUGUCGUGGAUCAUCUCCAGGCUGGUGGUGCUUAUAUUUGGCACCCUUUAUCCUGCGUAUUAUUCCUACAAGGCUGUGAAGUCCAAGGACAUUAAAGAAUAUGUCAAAUGGAUGAUGUACUGGAUUAUAUUUGCCCUCUUCACCACAGCAGAGACGUUCACAGACAUCUUCCUUUGCUGGUUUCCAUUCUAUUAUGAACUAAAAAUAGCAUUUGUAGCCUGGCUGCUGUCUCCCUAUACAAAAGGGUCCAGCCUCCUGUAUAGGAAGUUUGUUCAUCCCACGCUGUCUUCAAAAGAAAAGGAAAUCGAUGACUGCCUGGUCCAAGCAAAAGAUCGAAGUUAUGAUGCCCUUGUGCACUUUGGGAAGCGGGGCUUGAAUGUGGCGGCCACGGCAGCUGUGAUGGCUGCUUCCAAGGGACAGGGUGCCUUGUCGGAGAGACUACGGAGCUUCAGCAUGCAGGACCUCACCACUAUCAGGGGUGAUGGUGCCCCUGCUCCCUCAGGCCCCCCUCCACCAGGGACCGGGCGGUCCAGCGGCAAACAUGGCCAGCCCAAGAUGUCCAGGAGUGCUUCCGAGAGCACUGGCAGCUCAGUGUGCACCUGCUGCUCCACCUGCAGGACCCGGAAAGUGGUUGAGGGAGAUGUGAAUGAGGGUGGUGUGAAGUCAUGGGAGCCCCACCAGGUCCAAAGCCCACUGGCGUUUUCUGACGAGGAGGAGGAGGACCUGUUGGAGUUCAUGUACAAGUAUAAGGCACCGAGGAGGACGGAGUUGCCCCUGGAGGCACCGCCUAGAACCCUUCGAUCCCGCUUCAGGAAGAAAAGUACCUCAUCCCCGGCCACUGAAACCACGUGAGUGAGAUGAGCCAACAGCACCGGAUCCACAGAUGUCUCUCCUCUGCCUUAAAGAGCUAGUCACUAGUACCACGGAAGUCCGUAGGCUGGGUGUGCUUCCAGUGUGCAGCCUCACAGACAUGGCCUUUACUUGCUCCCCUCUUCUGCCUUUGUUUUCUGUUCUUUCCUUUCUGUUCCUGCUGGGGAGAGGCUAAAGGGGAAAGGUGGUGGUGGAGGGUGGUCUUUCCGUCUUCUGGGUUGGUAAUGUCCUACAGUUGGGGCGUCAUUGUGGCCACAGUGUUUCUAGAUAUAUGAGUACUCUUGCCCUGCUGCUGAGAUGGACAUUGUAAUUUAUUUGUUGCAUAGUUUUUAGUCCUGUAAAUGCAAACGAAGUGAUCUUUUUAAAAAAACUUUUCGUUGUUCUUGGUACUAACACAUUGGACUAUGGUGUACAUAUUUAUGGCUUUCAGCUUAAUGUAAUGAACUUUCGAGGGCUGCCAGAGGUUCUGAUAAGUGACAGCUGCAAAAACCAGAAAUGGAGGCAAAUGUUUUGAUUCUAGACAGUGUCUCCAACGUGCUUACAAAGCUAGUGCCAGUAGGGCAUGCCGCCUUCCGCAGGAAGAUGGCCCACAUUCUUCAAGUGGCUGUGUAGUCAGCAGAGCAGAGCUGAGCCAGGGUCUCAGCAACAGGAAAGAAGGUUGCUGAGUCAGGGAAGAGGAAGGAAGCGCAUCUCCUUGGGUUCAAGAUCAGAAACAUCUGAGCCCUUCUGGGGCACUGGAACUGCCUCAGGCAGGCAGGCAGCUCACCCUUAGAACUGCAGAACCGUUGGUGGGGUGGGUGGCGGGGGGGGGGGUGGGGUGGAGGGAUAGAGACUCAGAUGCUGGGAGAAUUUCAAGUAUCUCAGAAUCACUUGGCAAGAGUGUUUCUCCUUCAGGGACCAGUGCUGUGGCUGAUUUCUCCAGGAGGAAGCCUGCAUCUGAGCGCCUUGUUUUAGAGAACAGUAAGCAAAGAGGAAAGGCUAAAACAAGGCUUUGUUUCAGAUGUGUCAAAAUACACAAGACCCUCACAUAACCACCGGAAGGCAGGACCUGGGGAGGACUGAGGCUGAGCUCCACAGGCAGCUGUGGCUCUUGCUUCCUUCUGGCUUGUGUGGACGAUGAACGGGAGGGACUGACACUCAUACUCACUCCAUGUCUUCGUGGAUGUUUUAUACAAGCCAGGACUGCACUGAGAAUUUUGACAAGUGUCUGACUUAGUGGUCUAGGGAGCUGCCCUCCCCUCUGAGAGCUGAGCCCAAUUGCAGGGCUAGUCCAUUUGUGCUUAGAGUUGGUGUUUCCUUUCUAUGUGAUGCAUGCAGUGGUCACAACCCAGUUACUCCUAUUUGGAUUGUGUUUGUUCAUAGCUAUGCCCUGAAGACUAGAGAAGUAGUGUUGUAUACCACAUAGACUGUCAAUAACUGCAGACAGGAUCAAUUACCAAACUGCUCCGUUACUGAGCUACGCAACUAUGCACUGGGAGAUUGCCAGGCUAGAGUAGCUGGACCUUGGCCACUUCACAAAGGGUUCUAGUUGAAGUUCAUUCUGCCAGAUACACCUAAUGAAAUUCUACAAAAGUGAUUUUGUAUUUUAGAACUAACCCUAGGGAACUAACCCAAAAGCUGGUGACUGGGGGGGGGGGGGGGACAAGUAGUCUGCCUGUGGCCCACACCCAUCUGAACCCGUUAAGAAAAAUAUCUGUCCUCUUUAAGCUCACCCAACAGCUCCUGACAGGUGAAAUGAUACCCUGUAAAAUGUAGAAACCUGACGACUGGGUGUAGCUGGGAUGAAGAGAAACAGGUGCAGAAAAGCCCGAGAGAAGCAGCUUUGCAGUGUCCCCCACACCCCCCAAAAAUAAAUGGCUUUAGGAGCAGAGUUUAAGGCCUGUUGUAUUUCCACCAUUUCACAGCGGAAGUCAUAACACGUCCAGGCUAUCGAGUUUGUACUCAGCUAUGCCAAAACCCAGUUUGAAGCACCCCUCCCAGACAUGCUGUAUUACUUCUUGUUCAAGAUUUAAAAUAUAAAGGUAUCUAAAUUGUCUUAUUGUAAAUGUAACUACUUUUCCUUCAAGUGUUGACUAGGGAGUUGUCUCCUCUCUUAAAGACACUCACUAUCGAGCUGAGCACAGCUGCCAUUUCUUGAAAAAUGUGUUUACUUUUCUGACAAGCUGUGCAUUUGUAUGUGGACUGACAUAUGAUGUGAAUGUCCCUGUCCGUGUAGUGGUGUGGUGCUCUGUCCAGUGAGAUAAAUGAAUGUUUCCAGUUUGCUGACUUAGACACGGGCUGUUUACAAAGUGCUAGCUCGAAGGUCGUCUGCAAUUGUCUCAGCUUUGAGUUACUCGCCUUGGAGCACAUGCCCCCUUUCUGAAGACGGGAGAUGAAGUCUCAUGCUUAUCAACUGGAGCUGUAGUCAUCCUCUGCUGACUGUGUGAAAAGCUUGCUCACUUUGCCUGCUGGCCUCUGAUAUGUGUGCUCUCCAUGGUAAACUGUGCGUGUGUGUGUUAAGAGUGCCUGCUGUCAGCACGGCCGUUUUUAGCCUUGCCGGUUUCACCUCGCACAGUAUUCCAAGGGUUUGAAGUGGGAAAAUGUGCUCAUCUCGGACAGUGUCCACUCAGCAGCUGAUGUUCUGGAUCGUGACUGUGCACAUUUCCCCCUCUAGUUCAUUUCUGAAGUCUCUCUAGAAUGAGCUAUAGUUAAAUAGUAUACUGGACUGUGUCUCUAAGGGAUGUAAAUUGCAGUAUUCCAAAGGCUGAAGCUCUGCUGUUUUGUUAUAAUGCCUGAUAAACAUCUUGAAUAAAGUCUUAACAUUUUUCUUUAAAAAAAAAAAAUUGUAAUGUUGGACUUAGGAAGAAAGAAAAAAUAUUUUUUAAAAAGGUGUAUUAUUUUGGUGGUUUUUAAACAAUUAUUGACCUGGACCAGCAAGUCAUUCCUCAGUGGUCCUAAGGGGGUGUACCAGGAGAUAAAAAGGUAAGAGCUGGGGUUGGGAGGUCCUAUACAAGCUAAGUCUUAUCCCAGACAAGUGUAUUAAGAAGUACAGCAUCUUAUAUACAGUUUGCAGGGAGGGGGAGGAGGUGGGGACGGAGCCAGCAGAAAGCCACCACACAGUGCGAUGAAGUCGGCAGGAAGCUGAUCAAGCAGGGACACACAAGGGGAACACAGGCUAUCAUCAUAGACCCAGCAGGCUAUCAGCAUUGGGACUGAUAGCUCCAGUCUCUUCAAGGGAAAAAGCCAAGUUCCCAGAAACCAAAACAACUCCUUCAAGGGCUUGACCCUAGCUCCAGACCAGACCUUGCCAAGUCUACCCUUUGGCAAGGUCACAGAACUAGGUUCCUUUUGUCCUUUCAUCAGGGCCUCUGAGAAAGCCUUGGACUGGCCUGGCCCUCAGUCAACUGUAUGGAUGUGUGUGCCUGUAUAAUGAAUGCAGGUACCUGAG